CCCUCCUCCCGCCUCUCCGCCUACUCCUACCUCCGCCGCCUCAGCUUCCCGAGCGAGCCCCGCGGCCGCCGGAGCAGCUCCCGCGGCGGAGCCGGAGCCGGAUGGUCAGAGGAGCCCGGCAGUCCCAGCAGCCGCGGAGUCGCCUGGCCCCCAGACUGACUGGCACAGUGGAGAAACCGCCUCGAAAACGGAAAAGCAGUUUCAGUCUGCUGUUUUUCUGGGAAGACAAAUGAUAUGUUCAGGAUCCUGCUUCUGAUAAUGAAUAAACUUUCCAAUCCUGUCCUUUUUGAAACUGUGCCAUGCUAGCAUAAUAUAUACUUUGCAGUUGUAUCCUCUCCACUGGAUUAUAAACCAGCAGGACUGAAUUUGCACUUAAAGAAAUCAUGUCCUCUGGAGGUGCUGAAGAUGACAUCCCCCAGGGAGAGAGGAAAACUGUGACAGAUUUCUGUUAUCUUCUGGAUAAAUCUAAGCAGCUGUUCAAUGGGCUAAGGGAUUUGCCACAAUAUGGGCAGAAGCAGUGGCAGUCCUAUUUUGGAAGAACUUUUGAUGUUUACACCAAACUCUGGAAGUUCCAGCAGCAGCAUCGACAAGUCUUGGAUAAUCGAUAUGGCUUGAAGCGGUGGCAAAUAGGGGAAAUUGCUUCUAAGAUUGGGCAGCUAUACUACCAUUAUUACCUACGCACAUCUGAGACCAGCUACCUGAAUGAGGCGUUCUCAUUCUAUUCCGCAAUCAGACAGAGGUCAUAUUAUUCCCAAGUCAAUAAGGAGGACAGACCUGAGUUAGUAGUCAAGAAACUACGAUACUACGCAAGAUUUAUAGUAGUUUGUCUUCUUCUCAACAAAAUGGAUGUUGUGAAGGAUCUGGUAAAGGAAUUGUCAGAUGAAAUUGAGGAUUAUACUCACCGUUUCAAUACUGAAGAUCAAGUGGAAUGGAACCUGGUGCUUCAAGAAGUAGCAGCUUUCAUUGAGGCUGAUCCUGUAAUGGUAUUAAAUGAUGAUAAUACUAUUGUCAUCACAUCAAAUCGCCUCGCCGAGACAGGAGCCCCGUUGCUGGAACAGGGCAUGAUUGUGGGACAGUUGUCUCUGGCCGAUGCACUCAUUAUUGGUAAUUGUAACAACCAGGUGAAGUUCAGUGAACUAACUGUAGACAUGUUCCGGAUGUUACAAGCCCUGGAAAGGGAGCCAAUGAAUUUAGCUUCCCAGAUGAAUAAGCCAGGGAUGCAGGAAUCUGCUGACAAGCCUACAAGACGAGAAAACCCUCACAAGUAUCUGCUCUACAAACCAACCUUCAGCCAGUUGUACACAUUCUUAGCAGCCUCUUUUAAGGAGCUGCCUGCCAAUAGUGUGCUUCUGAUUUACCUGUCAGCCACUGGCGUUUUCCCCACAGGUCGUUCUGAUAGUGAAGGUCCUUAUGAUUUUGGAGGGGUACUAACUAAUAGUAACCGGGAUAUUAUCAAUGGAGAUGCUAUCCACAAACGAAAUCAGUCCCACAAGGAAAUGCACUGCCUCCAUCCUGGGGAUCUCUACCCUUUCACAAGGAAGCCCCUGUUUAUCAUUGUGGACUCAUCCAACAGCGUCGCUUAUAAGAAUUUCACAAACUUAUUUGGACAGCCACUAGUCUGCUUGCUUUCUCCUACAGCAUAUCCAAAAGCUUUGCAAGAUCAAUCUCAAAGAGGCAGCCUCUUCACUCUCUUUUUGAACAAUCCGCUAAUGGCCUUCCUAUUUGUCUCUGGAUUGUCAAGCAUGCGUAGAGGCCUAUGGGAAAAGUGCCAAGACUAUCUUCGAAAAAUCAACCGUGAUAUUGCGCAGCUACUGACCCAUUCCCGUUCAAUAGAUCAGGCAUUUCUCCAGUUUUUUGGGGAUGAAUUUCUUCGCUUGCUUCUCACAAGAUUUAUCUUUUGUUCAGCCACCAUGAGGAUGCACAAGAUUUUUCGGGAAACACGAAAUUACCCAGAAUCCUAUCCACAACUGCCAAGGGAUGAAACAGUGGAGAAUCCUCAUCUACAGAAGCAUAUUUUGGAAUUGGCGUCCAUCCUGGAUGUGCGAAAUGUGUUCCUUGAGAAUGCCAUAGAUGACUAUUGAAACUCGCAUCCUCUUGUUUAAACAGUUUUUCAUUUGCCACAGAUUAUAAAUGGUGCCGUUUUCUAAUGUGAUGACAGACACAUAGUGGUGUUACUUAGUUUUUAUUUUUUAAUUUAAGACCACCAUUUUAAAAACAAACUGAAAAAAUAAAUGCUCACACUUUUAGGA
Sorex fumeus (smoky shrew) is the source of this 2249-nucleotide messenger RNA. RefSeq names its product suppressor of cancer cell invasion (gene SCAI). Gene Ontology annotation, molecular function: transcription corepressor activity. The transcript is spliced from 19 exons. Lineage: Eukaryota; Metazoa; Chordata; Mammalia; Eulipotyphla; Soricidae. Bases 384 to 2081 code for a protein of 565 amino acids. The record is from RefSeq and is a predicted model, not a curated record. Gene Ontology annotation, biological process: DNA-templated transcription. Gene Ontology annotation, cellular component: nucleus.